Molecule: messenger RNA, 936 nt
Organism: Chrysochloris asiatica (Cape golden mole)
Lineage: Eukaryota; Metazoa; Chordata; Mammalia; Afrosoricida; Chrysochloridae
Product: olfactory receptor 51F1-like
Exons: 1
Coding region: 1-936 (311 amino acids)
Biological process (GO): G protein-coupled receptor signaling pathway
Cellular component (GO): membrane
Molecular function (GO): olfactory receptor activity; G protein-coupled receptor activity
Source: RefSeq, a predicted model, not a curated record
AUGCUAUCUCUUGGUAAUUCCAGUUCUUCAGUUUUCUUCUUGACAGGAUUUCCAGGGCUGGAAGCUUUCCACAUCUGGUUCUCCAUCCCUUUUUGCUGCCUGUAUAUAAUUGCCCUGUUGGGGAACAGCAGGAUUCUCUAUGUGGUGAUGACAGACUCCAAUCUCCAUGAGCCCAUGUACUAUUUUCUCUCCCUGCUCUCAACCACUGACAUGGGCAUCACCAUUUCUUCUCUUCCCACAACACUGGGUGUCCUCUGGUUCAAUACCAGAAUUAUCAGCUUAGAUGCCUGCAUUGUACAGAUGUUCUUUCUGCAUGGAUUUACCCUCAUGGAAUCCUCUGUGCUAUUGGCCAUGGCUUUUGACCGUUUUAUCGCCAUCUGCAACCCCUUAAGAUACGCUAUGAUCUUAACUAACUCUAGAAUCAUCAAAGCUGGGGUUGUGAUUAUUGUACGAAUGUUGUUCAACCUGGUGCCCUUGCUUCUGCUUCUUAAGCGGUUGUCCUUCUGUGGUCCUAAUAUGCUUGCUCACUCCUAUUGCUAUCAUCCUGAUGUGAUUAAGUGUUCGUGUUCAAGUAUCAAGGUCAACAGCAUCUGCGGCUUAGUUGUUCUCAUUCUGACAUCUGGUAUAGACAUUCCCUGCAUUUUCCUUUCCUAUGUGCUAAUCAUUAAGUCCAUCUUCAGGAUUGCUUCCCCAGAGGAACGAACUAAGAUCUUCAGCACCUGUUUCUCUCACAUUGGUGCCGUUGCCAUCUUCUACAUCCCCUGGGUCAUUUUGGCCCUGGUACAUCGCUUUGCUCAUAAGGCACCUCCAUAUGUUCAUACUCUGAUGUCAACUCUCCAUUUCCUCUUUCCCCCAGUGCUGAAUCCUAUCAUAUAUAGUGUGAAGACCAAGCAAAUACGUAGGGCCUUCUUCAAACUGUUUUCAAACACAAAGUAG